This is a messenger RNA of Coccinella septempunctata (seven-spotted ladybird), 1884 nucleotides long. RefSeq lists its product as uncharacterized. Lineage: Eukaryota; Metazoa; Arthropoda; Insecta; Coleoptera; Coccinellidae. Gene Ontology annotation, cellular component: nucleus. The transcript has 3 exons. Gene Ontology annotation, molecular function: DNA binding. The record is from RefSeq and is a predicted model, not a curated record. The coding region runs from base 418 to 1884 and encodes 488 amino acids.
AGGGGAGGAUGGGCCACCAUGAGACGCGUUUACCAUGAGACAGUCGCCAUUAUUCUUGAAUUACGCGCCAUAAUUUGUCGCGAUCCACAGAAACGUUAGGCUGAAGAUAUGUUAGUCUUAUUUAUGUUGCCGAAGAAGCCGCACGUGCAUUAACAAAAUAUUCGCCAGUCCCGAUUCGUAUUCAUCAUAGUGAAAUUUUUCCUUAAGAUCAAUUCAGUAUCUCAUAAGUGGUUUCUGAUAUACUUUGAGAUUGGUCCGAAGUUUUCAACAAGACAGGUAAUUAUCCAUUUUAUCGUUGAUAUUCAUUAUUAGCCAAUUUUUUGAUUUUUUACCAAAAUACGACAGUUUGAAAGUCAGGCAUAAGAUGGGCUACCAUGAGACACGAAUUUUGGGCCUCCUUGAGACGUGUCUCAUGGCAUGUCAAGAGGACGAAAAAGGAAAUCUGACAAAGGCCUGUUCAGUGCAGACUCGAUGAAACAGGCUGUCAAAGAUGUAAUUGUACAUAACUUGAGUUUAAGGAAGGCAGCGGAGAAAAACAACGUUAAACACCAGACAUUAGCUAGGUACGUUAAAAAAACACAAGAUACUAAAGGUAAUAAAGAAGAAUUAUCUUACCGCCCCCACUAUGAUACACGGAGAGUGUUUUCCGACGAACAGGAAAAUAUUCUGAAGGAUUUCAUUAUCAAAUGUAGCCAAAUGUGCUACGGCAGGUCCACAAAAGAUGUUAGACAGUUAGCUUAUGAACUUGCCGUCCACAACAAAAUUCAUAUCCCAAAGCAAUGGAUAGAGAAUAAGACAGCGGGGGUGGACUGGUUACAGGGGUUCAUGAAACGUCACCCAGAACUGAGUAUUAGGCAACCAGAAGCCUGCAGCCUUUCUAGAGCUACAUCCUUCAAUCGCAACAACGUCGAGCAGUUUUUUCGAAACUUACAAGAUGUAUUGAAGCGCUACAAUGGUUUUGCCGCUGGAACUCGUGUCUAUAAUCUGGACGAGACCUCCACAACCACAGUCCAAAAAUCCUCAAGGAUUUUAGCGAAAAAAGGAGUGAAGCAAAUAAACAAGGUGACUAGUGGAGAACGUGGAUUAUUGGUAACCACCUGCUGCAUUAUAAGUUCUGCAGGAAAUGCUUUACCACCAGCUAUGAUCUUUCCCAGGGUUAAUUUCAAGCCUCACAUGUUACACGGAGCUCCAUCAGGAACCUUAGGCCUCGCUACCCCAUCGGGUUGGAUGAAUUCUGAGCUUUUCGUAUCUGUUAUUAAGCACUUUAUUUUUCACUCUGGCAGUUCAAAGUUGAAUCCAACCUUGCUACUGUUCGAUAAUCAUGAAAGUCACCUUUCAAUUGAAACCCUGAACCUGGCUAAAGACAACGGAGUUGUUAUUUUAACACUGCCGCCCCAUUGUUCUAAUAAACUACAACCAUUGGAUGUAUCAGUAUUUGGGCCAUUCAAGACCUAUUAUAACAGUGCAUUGGACUCAUGGAUGAUGACAAAUCCUGGAAUUCCAGUUACAAUAUUCCAGAUUGCCGAGUGCGUUGGAUAUGCGUUUGACAAAUCCAUGACCCCUAACAACAUCAAAGCAGGUUUCAAAAAAUGUGGCAUUGUGCCAUUUGAUAGCCACGUUUUUGGAGAUGACGAUUUCCGAAUGAGCAGCGUCACUGAUAGGGAGGAACCUUCAAAAACAAGCCAAGGAGAAAUUACUGUUGAAACACCUACUGACAAAAGCGAAGUUUUAGAAGCUCAUACAGGCAAUAAGGAAAUUGAAUUAUUAAACAGAACUCCUGAAAAAAAUACUUCAGAAGCGAUUAACUUUAAAUCCCCGGAAGAACUAUUUGGAUAUCCAAAAGCCAAACCAAGAAAAACCUCUAAUCCCAGAAAGAGGGGUUAA